Leptidea sinapis is the source of this 2158-nucleotide messenger RNA. RefSeq names its product eEF1A lysine and N-terminal methyltransferase homolog. The coding region runs from base 99 to 2096 and encodes 665 amino acids. The record is from RefSeq and is a predicted model, not a curated record. NCBI's taxonomy places the organism in Eukaryota, Metazoa, Arthropoda, Insecta, Lepidoptera, Pieridae. Gene Ontology annotation, molecular function: S-adenosylmethionine-dependent methyltransferase activity. The transcript has 9 exons.
AAGAACAUGUGCCUAAAAUUGUAUUUGUAAACAAAAGUUUUAUUACGGACCUACUCUUGCAGUUUGAUUGUAAUAGUAAAUUGUAGUUAUAAAUUAAAAUGAAUCUUCUACCUAAAAGCCAUAAAGAGUUCAGUGAUAAAGAUUAUUGGAAUAAGUUUUUCAAGAAACGUGGAAACAAAGCAUUUGAAUGGUAUGGGGAAUAUCUGGAAUUAAGUGAACAUUUACACAAGUACAUCAAAUCAGCUGAUAAUGUUUUGAUAACUGGUUGUGGUAACUCAAGUCUUAGUGCAGACCUUUACGAUAUUGGAUAUAAAAACAUAACAAACAUUGACGUAUCAGAAGUAGUAAUAAGGCAGAUGAAUGCUAUAAACUGCAGUAGACACACUAUGAAGUUUACCUGCAUGGAUGCCACAGACAUGUCAUUUAAUAAUGAAGAGUUUAGUGUAGUUCUUGAUAAAGGUACAUUAGAUGCAUUGAUGCCAGAUGAAUCAGAAGAUACUUUAGCCAGGAUAGAUAAAUAUUUUAGUGAAAUAAAAAGGGUUCUGAAAUUGGGUGGUCGGUUUGUUUGUAUAUCACUUCUACAGAAUCACAUAUUGCGUAAAUUGGUUGAGGUUUUAAGUGAUAAAUCAUGGAUGCUCAGAAUAGUCAGAUGCCAUGAAGCGGAGCAGAAGAAUCUGGAAAAUGGUGAUGGAAUGUCACUACCCGUGUUUGUUGUUAUUGCCACAAAGUUUCGUGAAAUGCCAAAGCUGCUACUUGAAGUUUGCUUGGCAGGUGACAGAUUGAUUAGACUGGAAACUAAAGAGGAAUUACUAGAAAGUGUUAAAUCAUUGCAGGAUACAGCAUUCAUCACUAAUGGUCUUGCCAGAACUAACAUAGAUGGUGAUGAUGAGGUGUCCAUAGAUCUGAUGACCCCUGGUGAAGACAAUCCUCGCUACACUCUGUAUGUACUUGAUCAGAAGAAAUUUUACACAGUCAAUAAAUAUGCAGUCUUCAUUGUGCCGCAAGGAAGAGAAUCCGAGUGGCUAUUUGGUACACCAACUGGCCGGCGGCAAUUGCAAGAUUCGGCAAAGUACGGCCGUUUGGUGAUCGCAAUCCUCAGGCGUGGUCACCACUUCGGCAGUCUUGACGCUGUGAAGGAGGAGCUAGCGCACUCAGCUAAGAUGCUGAUACCCCAUAACUUCACUGGACAGAUUCCAUUCCUGUCUCUGGGCAGCGACGUGGGAAAACGUGUGAAGGUAUACGAGGGCACGUCGAAAGUGUCCGGUGACUUCGUGAUCGAGGACGUGGACAUCGAUGGAGUCACCUACAGGCGGCUGGUGUUCUUGGAUAAUCAGUUCCUUGUGCAGUCCGAGGCUAAACUUAAAACAGUGAAACGUAAGGGUAAAACUAGAGCCGUGGUAGACUUCGGCCACAUAUCGCAGUACCAUACGUUCAUGUGUGUGGGUGUGGAGCUAGGGGGGGCCCGUGUGGCAGUCUUGGGUGUGGGGGGAGGGGGGCUCUGCAUGUUCCUAAAGAAGUGCUACCCGCUAGCGCAGAUAACGGCGGUAGACCUAGACCCCACUAUGUUGGAAAUCGCUAGAAAACAUUUUGAGAUGGAAGUGGAUGAGAAAUGUGUUGUACUUAUCAAAGAUGCGCUGGAUUUCCUGAAGGAAGGUGCUGAGAGAGCAAGUGGUGAUGGAGCUGGUCGUGUUCCAGGGUCACAGUACGACGCAGUGUUGUGCGACGUGGACAGCAAGGAGUGCGGGGCCGGGCUGUCCUGUCCGCCGAAAGGAUUCCUGACGCCCGCCGCGCUCGAGCACACCAGUGCGCUGCUCUCUGAACGAGGACACUUCAUUCUCAACUUGGUAUGUAGGGACACAACACUACGGGACUCCAUACUGGAGACUUUGAAAGGUCAUUUCAAACACAUUGCGUCCUCCAAGCUCUACGAAGAUGUAAAUGAGAUUAUAUUUGCCACAAACAGUGGAGAGUACACGAUUGACAUUCUGGAAGCAGCGGCCAAGUCAUUGAAUGCGGAGGCUAGAGGAAGAAACCUUGUCAACGCUAAGUGUGUGGAUUUGAAGGACUUUUUGCAAUCUGUUAAUAUUAUUUCGUAAUGUUAAUAUAUGUAUGUUUUAAUUAUAUAAGUUUUAUUAUAAAUAUACAAAUGUUUAUUGUA